Hyla sarda is the source of this 1940-nucleotide messenger RNA. It is a transcript of the gene FAM227A, whose product is annotated as family with sequence similarity 227 member A. Lineage: Eukaryota; Metazoa; Chordata; Amphibia; Anura; Hylidae. The record is from RefSeq and is a predicted model, not a curated record. The transcript is spliced from 15 exons. The coding region runs from base 288 to 1673 and encodes 461 amino acids.
GUUGCUAUAACAACGCUUUGAGCCGCAACUGCCUACGCCGCUCUUUGGGCUGUACCAUUUCAAAAUCAUUAAGGGGCGCCAACUCAACUAUAAAAUAAAGCAAACGACUUUGACGUGUUAUUUCAUAUAGGUUUAUGAUGGAAACUAUAUAUUAUUAAGCUAUGAACGUGAGCUUUUAAAACUGAAAUCUACAAAAGUGCUUACAGAAUGGUACAGUCCACGAGGUUUCCUUAGUAACCAGGGACGCCAGAUGGGAAGGUGGAACUCCCGGCAUAUGGAAGAAAAUAAUGGAUUCAAUCAAUCGUCUGAAUUCCCCUAUGGCUUUGUAUGUGGAGGACUUAACAGAGCAACCCCUGGAGCUAGAGAGAAGGAAAAAAACAGCACAAAAAUCUGUUCAAGAAUCCCCAGCUUCGUUCCUUGUUGGCUCUAUGGAAUCAGUAAGUCAAAAGAUUGCACACCUUGAGCAGCAGCUAAACAAUUUUUGCAGUGAUGAUCUGGCGAUUGAAUCUCCAGAGAUGCAGAGGACAAAAUCCAUUGAAGAACAUUUAACAAAAUGCUAUAAUCCUAAGAAAAAAAAGACACAAUGUGAGAAAAAGAGUAAAGAAUAUGAAAAGAAUGAAUUGCAGAAAUUCACACACAGAUACCAGCUGUCAAUGAUCAAAACAGACUUUGCAAAAUAUCCAAAAUCAGUAGAAAUGAGCAAAAAAGAAAUAAAACUAAAACCCAAACUAGCUGAAUUAUACCAGUUCCCGGGAUUUUCCAAUCAUGGCCCUUUACCACUCCCACAUGAGGUAUCAAUGAGUACCAUUAUUGAAAAAGUGGUGUCGGCCCAUAAGAAUACUGGGGCAAAGAUUUGCCCCACUAGGGAAUUGUACAGAACUUUAAGCACUCCUGUUGCCCAGAAGAUCCUCCUAGACUGCUUUUGGUGGAUCUUUCUACAAAGUUAUAAACCAGAUGCAGAAUCCCAGAGUAAGCUGUUUGACCGAGUGGCAGAGAAUUACAUACAUUUGCUUACCUUGAGUCAAGGUUCAUAUCAUGGGGAUGCUUUCCUUAAUGUAUUCCCUUCUGUGCUGAGUCAGGCUAUAUACAGCAGUUUUUGCUUUUCUUUUCCACAGUCCUUGCACCAAUUCCAAUCAGAUGAUUUCAAGGAUCAUCUCUGUAGUCUGCUGUGGCAAUGGUUUGGAGGAAUCUGUCCUGUAUCUGGAGUCUAUAACACUUGGGACCGUUCAACUUUGGAACCAAAAGAUGACACAUCAAAUGGCAAAGUUCAGGAAAAGAAAGAUUCGGACUCCUUUUGGUUUGGGUUAUCAAAUGCAGAAGAACACAAUAAAUUUUCUACCACUUUAGGUUUCAGACCUAGAAAGUAUUCUGUAUUUAAACCAUCUCGAAAGAAUUCCUCAGCUGCCGUUCAACCUUCCUUACACAAGAAAGAGGUAGCUGUCUCUCUUCCCAUUAAACAUUCACAGAGUUUAGCAGGAUCUGAAGCAAGAGAUGUAGCAAAACUGAAGCCAACUGAAGAGUCCCGUUCAGUUUGCCAAAAAUCUAAUUUCAUACACAUGGUUUUCAACCUGAGUGGACACAGUCCCCUUGUCCAAUAUUACCUGGAAAAGCAAAAAGCUGAUUCACAAUCAGGAAUGAAUGUUCUAGUGCACAGGACAGAGAUUCAGAAGUAGAUACCGACAUCUUCUAACAUACAAUGAAGUCAUAAAACAAGGAAACCAACAGCAGUACAUAAAAUAAUAUAAACCCUUUGAUUCCAGUAGAAAUUAUACAAGAUAUUGAUAUUAGACCUUGAACAACAACUGUUUAUUAAAAAUAAUUCUGCUUGCAAUAUGAUCCUGUUAUUGAUAAUUUUAAAGGGAUAUUUUUAAAGGGAAUGUAUUACCUAAUUAUUUUUCUAAUUAAAACUAGAAACUGAUAAAUAUACUUUUUUCUGAUAU